Paracoccidioides brasiliensis Pb18 is the source of this 480-nucleotide messenger RNA. RefSeq lists its product as uncharacterized. The record is from RefSeq and is a predicted model, not a curated record. The coding region runs from base 1 to 480 and encodes 159 amino acids. The transcript has a single exon.
AUGGAUAACCUCACCUCAAACCUCUCUGUUACAAUCGGGACUGCUUCCACCACCGAAGCCGCAACCGACCCAAUCCAGCUAAGCGUUGCCAUCCGGAAUAACAUCCCAAACCAGGCCAUCACACUCUUAAAGUGGAAUACCCCUCUUGACCCACAAGCAAACGUGCUUGGAAUCUUUGAGGUCCGGGAGGCCGAAUCGGGCAAACUUGUGCCUUCAUUGAUCGUCAAGAUAUCACGCAAACUGCCACCGACCCAAGACGAUCUGGUGGAAAUUCCCGCCAAUGGAGUGAAGGAAACUCAAGUCACCCUAAAGCCAAUGUCCUUGGAUCACGGGGCUCAGUACAAGAUUUCAGCAAAGGGAAGAUGGCAGGCGGUGUGGGCUGGGGGCGUCGAUGAUGUAACUGCGGACCAGUUGGCGGAGUUUUCUUGUGCUUCGUUAGGGGACUUCGAGUCGAAUACAGUAUUAGCAUUGUUUAAGUGA